UAUUAUUAUUUUAAAUCAAAUAAAAUGUAUAUAAAUUAAGAUGAAUUAAACAAUUAGUAAUAUUGUAGUAAAUAAAAUAAUUAUUUUAUUGUUGUGUCAGUGUUGCCGCAAUUAUCGUGCAUUAAAUAUUUGUGAGGUUAUGUAUCAGUGUUGUUCAUGCGUUAUUUUUGCAGAAAAAGAAGAGACAAAUUUUUGAGAUUUUUUUGGAUAUCAGCUAUAAUAUUCGAAGAAGUUGUUUAACAUUUGACAAUACAUUAAAGAAUCUGGAAAUGGACAACCAAAAUAAUCUGGAAAUACAAAUUUUACGAACUUAAUAUUAUUUAUAGAGUUUUCACUUUGAAAAUAUAACAAAAACGUUGUAUAAUAUAGACAAUAAUUUGUUAACAAUGGAUGUAGAAUAUUCAGAGAAAGUAGGAAAUUCGGAAGGAGAAAAUAAUGAAAGUAUUUCAGAACGUGCGAAGAAUGAUAUUGACAUUAUAACGAAUUUAAAAGAAAAGCAUUCUGAAUCUAAACAAUCUUUUGAUUUAAUAAGCAAAGAUAAAGAAAGUAAUAAAAUUCUUACUGCUCAAAGUAGCAAUUGCGAGCUAAAAAUCAACAAAAUGAAUUCAGAUGAAGGAAUUAGUCUAAAAGCAGGUGCUUUAAGUGCCAUAGCAAUGGAUUAUUAUUCUUCAGACUCGGAAAUUGAUGAAGUUAACGAAUCUGAAAAUUCACAAAUGGAAAUGCAAAUCAGCAAUGAAACGCAAGAAGUUAUAAUCAAUAAUAGAAUAUCAGAAAUUGAAAUUAUCAGCAAUAAAACGCAACAUGUGGAAAUAGUCAAUAAUAAAAAUCCAGAAAUAGAAACAAUUAACAAUGAAACGCAAGAAUUGGAAAUAAUUAGUUAUAAAAAGCCAGAUAUAGAAAUAAUUAGCAAUGAAAAACCAGAAUUGGAAAUAAUUAGUCACGAGAAACCAGAAAUAUCAAUAAUUGACAAGGAAAUAUCGAAAAAUGAAUUAAAUAGUGAAAAACCAGAAGUGGAAGUUUUAAAAGAAUACCGAACACACAUGGAAAUUACUUGCAGCAGCGAUGAAAUUGACAGUGAGGAAGAUUCUAGUAGUAGCAGUAGUAGUGAUGAUGAUUCUGAAAGCAGUAGCAAAAGCGAGAGUUUAUCUGAUAGUAGUGAAAAAAGUUUACAUGAAACCAAAAAAGUAGUAGGAAAAGGCAAGCAGCGCGUUAGAAAACAGAGUAAAGGAGAAUUUGAUGAUCUUCCACCGAUUGAAGAUUUAAAUAUUAAUGUUCCUGAAGUUCUUUGUGAUCCACUUGGAGAGGUAGCGUGGAUCGUCGAUCAGAUGGUUGUAGUUCGUCCAAAGCCAGGUAAACCAACUUUGAAUUUAGAAUCAAUUCUUUUCAUAGAACGAGGUCGUCGAGUUUUGGGUCGAGUAUUUGAUGUUUUUGGUCAAGUAUCAGAUCCCCAUUAUUGUGUUCGUUUCAAUAACUCGAAACAUAUUCAAGAAAAUAAAAUACAAGUCGGCAUGAAUGUCUACUUUUGUCCCAAUACGGAAUAUACUACCGUAGUUUUCUUACAUGAACUCACCAAAAUGAAAGCCUGUGAUCCAACGGACGACGAUGAGCCACCUGAAUUUUCUGACGAUGAGGAGGAGCAGGCGUACUAUCAAAAUCUGAGAAAACAACAAAAGACCGAGAAAGCUGUCUCUGAAAGUGGAAUACCAACGAAAAAGAAGCGAAUUGGACAAAAAAAUUCUAGUGGAAAAAAGAAUUCAACUGAUUGGAAAUCACAUCAUCCUUGGAAUACGAAAAGAAAUGUACAACAGCAAACUGCAACUGGCGCACAAAGAGUUACAAAUUCUCAGGAUUCUUACUCGCAAAAUUGGUAUGGAUCUAUGCCGCCAUAUCAACAGAAUCCUUGGCCUCCGUUUCCAAUUUUUCCGAAUCCUGCUUGGCCAAUGUAUUAUCCUCCUUCAAAUUACAGAGGUUUUAGACCUCAAAUGGGAUUUCCAUCUCCCUUUCAUCAUUCACAACGAUAUUCAAAUUCCACAUCUUGGAACGCAAGGAAUCAAGUGCCACAAUCUUCACAAAAUCAUCAACCAAAUGUUGCAAAUGCAAUUACUUUAAGUCCUCCACCACCACCACCACCUCCACCUUCUCCUCCACAGGAUCCUUCUCCGCCAGGAAUGUAAAAGAUAAUUAUUAACUUUUUGUUUUCAUUUUUAUAUUUUUUAUAUAAAAUUUUUUACAUUCUAUAUAUGAAAGUAGUUUUCUUGUAUAUACAUACAUCUAAUAUGUAUUUUUUUUCUUAAUAGAUUAAAAAUUCUUAUUUUAAGUCA
Molecule: messenger RNA, 2321 nt
Organism: Leptopilina boulardi
Lineage: Eukaryota; Metazoa; Arthropoda; Insecta; Hymenoptera; Figitidae
Product: H/ACA ribonucleoprotein complex non-core subunit NAF1
Exons: 7
Coding region: 387-2174 (595 amino acids)
Biological process (GO): box H/ACA snoRNP assembly; ribosome biogenesis; pseudouridine synthesis
Cellular component (GO): sno(s)RNA-containing ribonucleoprotein complex
Molecular function (GO): RNA binding
Source: RefSeq, a predicted model, not a curated record